Molecule: messenger RNA, 696 nt
Organism: Cydia amplana
Lineage: Eukaryota; Metazoa; Arthropoda; Insecta; Lepidoptera; Tortricidae
Exons: 3
Cellular component (GO): extracellular matrix
Source: RefSeq, a predicted model, not a curated record
UCUCUCUCGUCACUCUCAUCAUCAUCAUCAUCUGUUUCAUCUAAUGCACAAGUUCCUAAUUACGUCCUUCCUACUCCGGAAGAAGUUGAAAAACUACCGCCUCCAGUAGUCCGCACCCACAUACCUUCCGAGCCCGCCCCCGUUCACCAAAACCAGGAACCUCCGGUUCCUGUUCAACAUUACUUUACACCUGUCAACUUCCAAGCCAAACCUCUCCAGCCAGUGCUUCAGCCCAUUCCUGUGCUUCAGCAAACAGUAUCCGUGCAUCACCAAGCUCCUGUCGAACAAUCGGUGUCCCUGCACUAUCAACCCGCCCCGGCAAUCCAAACAGUAUCCGUGCACCAUCGACCUACGAUUCAAUAUGAGUCCGCUCCAUUACAUCAUCCUGUGCAUCAUUUCUCCGCUCCUCUGCAUCAUGAGAUUGCUUCAGUUCAACAUGAAGUGCACCUACCUCAACAUGAAGAGCACCAUGAAGAUUAUUACGCGUACCCUAAAUACGAGUUCGAGUACAAGGUGGAGGACCCGCACACCGGCGACAAGAAGUCCCAGCACGAGUCCCGCGACGGCGACGUCGUGAAGGGCUACUACAGCCUGCACGAGGCCGACGGUUCUGUUCGUACUGUCGAAUAUUCAGCUGACAAGCACAACGGAUUCAACGCGAAUGUGAAGAAUGACCACCACCACAGCCAUCACUAA